AUGGACGAGUCCGCCCCCGCAACUGUGCAAGAGCCAUGGCACUCGGCCUCGACAAGUGUGGCUGAAUAUCCCGCUAGUUACCCCACGGGUCAAAACGCAAACUUCGACGAAGAAGCCCCCCGGUCGGCAUUUUCCGUUGUCGAACCCCCAGCCGAGCUCUCCACCCUGACAACCCAUCUCACUGGUCAUAGUACCGAUGACGCAUUCCCAGAUGGAGGGCUGCAAGCAUGGUGUGUUGUGGCCGGCUCAUUCUUCCUCUUGAUGAGUACGUUCGGAGUGAUGAACACGACGGGAAUUCUGCAAAAUUACUUCUCUUCUCAUCAGCUGGCCAGCUACUCGCCAAGUGCAGUCGGUUGGAUUCCGGGAUUGUUCACCUUCUUCGGUCUGAGUAUUUCGGUUCAGGUCGGGCCAAUGUUUGAUCGAUAUGGACCUAAGGGCCUUCUUAUAGCUGGAACUGCAUGCUAUGUGACUGGCCUUCUUCUUCUCGCCGAAAGCCAUCUUUACUGGCACUUUGUCCUUACCCUUGGUGUUCUUUCUGGGACUGGCGCUGCCCUCUUGAGCACAGUCGCGUUGGCGAGUGUGCCUCAAUGGUUUGAUCGAAAGGCAGCCCUUGCUAUUGGGAUUUCGAUGGCGGGCGCAGGCCUUGGUGGUGUGAUAUUUCCAUUCGUGCUCAGAGCUGGAUUUACCAACCUGGGAUAUAAGUGGACGAUUCGAUUGCUGGCAUUAGUGGUGCUGAUAUUGGGUAUGCUUGGAACGGUUCUGGUGAAGGCACGCCUUCCGAAGGGCAGAAGCAAAUCGACUAUCAACUUGCGUUCUUUGAAAGAUGCGAGGUUUACCUGGCUGACAAUGGGCCUCUUUGGACUUGAGCUCGAGGUUUUUGCUGGUCUGGGUCUGUAUCCAACCUACGUGGUCAUGCAGGGGUUUUCUACCAAUACCAGUGUUAUCCUUCUUGCUGUCCUGAGCAUAGCCUCCACGGCAGGACGACUGAUGGCUGGGGGUGUAGGUGAUCGCUUUGGCAGAAUCAACACCCAGACUGCGCUCAUUGUUUUGGGUGCAUUGGCAGUUUUUGUGAUCUGGCUGCCGUUUGGUAACACCCUUAUUGGGCUUUAUAUGUUCUCGGUCAUCUUCGGGUUGGCCUCAGGAUCAUUCUUGAGUCUUGCACCAGCCUGCAUCGGGCAGAUUUCCAAGGCUAGCGAGGUUGGUGGAAGGUUUGGCCUGACAUAUUCAAUAGUCAGUGUUGCCACACUAAUCUGUAUCCCCAUUGGUGGUGAGAUGCUCGACAAAGUUGGGAAGAAAGCCAUGGUCGCAUAUUUGGGAAGUGUUCUAAUAGUGUCUCUUGGUUUCUUUCUGAUGGCGAGAUGGGCCUGUUUGAGCUACCGAUGGAGGUGGCAGGCAAAGAUCUAG
Molecule: messenger RNA, 1404 nt
Organism: Penicillium mononematosum
Lineage: Eukaryota; Fungi; Ascomycota; Eurotiomycetes; Eurotiales; Aspergillaceae
Exons: 4
Coding region: 1-1404 (467 amino acids)
Biological process (GO): transmembrane transport
Cellular component (GO): fungal-type vacuole membrane
Molecular function (GO): transmembrane transporter activity
Source: RefSeq, a predicted model, not a curated record